This is a messenger RNA of Aspergillus versicolor CBS 583.65, 1629 nucleotides long. Its product is annotated as guanine nucleotide exchange factor SDO1. The transcript has 2 exons. The coding region runs from base 86 to 1132 and encodes 348 amino acids. Gene Ontology annotation, biological process: cytosolic ribosome assembly; ribosome biogenesis. The record is from RefSeq and is a predicted model, not a curated record. Lineage: Eukaryota; Fungi; Ascomycota; Eurotiomycetes; Eurotiales; Aspergillaceae.
AAACAUUCUUCUUCUGCUUCCUUUCCCCAGUUCUCUCAUACGAUAGAACUUAAUCAGCUUUCAGAUACACCAGGCACCACCCAAAAUGCCCAUUAAUCAACCCUCUAACCAAAUAAAAUUCACAAAUGUCUCCGUUGUCAGGCUGAAAAAAGGCAAAAAGCGCUUCGAACUAGCAUGCUACAAAAAUAAACUCCUAGAAUACCGCUCUGGUGCCGAAAAAGACCUCGACAAUGUCCUCCAAGUGCCCACUGUCUUCCUCUCCGUCUCAAAAGCGCAAACCGCGCCGUCCGCCGAACUAACCAAGGCAUUUGGAUCCGGCGUCAGCGGUGACGAGAUUAGACAAGAGAUCCUCCGCAAGGGAGAAGUGCAAGUUGGAGAGCGCGAGCGCAAGGAGAUCGCCGAGCGCGUGGAGAAGGAGGUGUUAGAUAUUGUUUCUGGACGGUUGAUUGACCCGACAACAAAGAGAGUUUACACGCCUGGUAUGAUUUCUAAGGCUUUAGAUCAGCUGAGCUCGGCGAGUGGGCAGUUACAGCAGCAGCAACAACAGCAGCAGCAGCAGCAGCAGGCACAAGCUGGUGAGGAUGGGGCGGGUGGUGACGAAGCGGCAGGGGGGCAAGCUGCGCAACCGCGGAAACCGUUGUGGACGGGCGUGAAUCCGAAUAAGUCGGCGAAGAGUUUGGCUCUUGAGGCGAUGAAGGCGUUGAUUGCGUGGCAGCCUAUUCCGGUCAUGCGAGCGCGCAUGCGACUCAGAGUAUCAUGCCCUGUAUCGAUGCUAAAGCAGAGCGUCAAGUCUGCAGCGCCAGCAGCUGCAAAUAAGGAGAAGGAGGCUCCAUCUGGGGGUGGUUCUAAGAACAACAAAAAGGGCAAAAAAGGAAAGUCGAAACGCGGCGAUGACUCUGAAUCCGAAGGAGAGGCCACGCCCCCACCGGCGAAAGGACCUAGCAACGUUAAGGAUAAGAUUCUAAGCUAUAUUGAGUCUGUUCAGUCCCAGGAAAUUGCCAGUGAUGAAUGGGAAGUAGUAGGGUUUGCGGAACCAGGUGCUUUCAAAGGACUGAACGAGUUCGUUGGUAACGAGACUCGGGGUAGGGGGCGAGUUGAGGUAUUGGAUAUGGCUGUGACUCAUGAAGAUUAAAUGUGCUGCGCAAUGAAUGUUAUGGAUAACUCGAUUUGGACGAUUGAUGAUAGAAAUAUACUGCAUAAACUGCAUCAAUUAUGAAAUAACUGGAUAUAUAUAUAAUGAAACCUAUCAUGCCCAGCCUAGCGCCUACCAAAGAACUACGCCAACCAACACCAGGAACACAAAGACAGCACCAGGCGAGAAUCAACAAACCAGCCAGCAGGAACCCAAAACUCCACACCAAAAUAAAAAAAUCAUCAAAGAGACCAUCAGCCCGAAACAAGCAAAACAACAUCCUUGCCUACCCCCAGCUCCCUAGCAACCCUCACCGUCUCUAGAACCGCAUGCCCCGUCGCCAAACUAGACACGAUACCCUCCUGCUCACACAACACACGUAGGCCCUGUACUGCCUCCUCAUUAGAAGCCGUAACCGUCUCCAAACGCCCCAUAUCCUUCCAAUGUGCCAGUUCCGGCCCGGCACAAGGGAAAUUCAAAUCUGGGGCUAUGGAGUA